Messenger RNA from Oryza brachyantha (malo sina), 927 nucleotides. Its product is annotated as pathogenesis-related thaumatin-like protein 3.5. The record is from RefSeq and is a predicted model, not a curated record. Bases 1 to 927 code for a protein of 308 amino acids. Gene Ontology annotation, cellular component: extracellular region. The transcript is spliced from 3 exons. Gene Ontology annotation, biological process: defense response. NCBI's taxonomy places the organism in Eukaryota, Viridiplantae, Streptophyta, Magnoliopsida, Poales, Poaceae.
AUGGCGAUGAGACGACAGAGUUGGACAUUUGAAGUCGCCUUCAUCGUCCUCGCUGGCUUCGCUACAAGAGGCUUUUCAAAGUCGUUCACCAUCACCAACAACUGCGACUACACGGUGUGGCCAGGCGUCCUCUCCAGCGCGGGAUCGGUGGCGCCGGAGAGCAACGGGUUCGAGCUCGCGCCGGGGCAGUCGCGGACCAUGUCGGCGCCGGCGGGGUGGUCCGGGCGGCUAUGGGGCCGGACUCUCUGCGCGUCCGACACCUCAGGCAAGCUCGCCUGCGUCACCGGCGACUGCGGCUCCGGCCGGACGGACUGCGGCGGCGGCGGCGCCGCCCCUCCGGCCACGCUGGCGGAGUUCACGCUCGACGGCAGCGGCGGCAUGGACUUCUACGACGUCAGCCUGGUGGACGGCUACAACCUCCCAGUGCUCGUGACGCCGGAGGGCGCGGCGGCCGGCGGCAACUGCAAUCCCACCGGGUGCGUGGCCGACCUCAACGCCGCGUGCCCGGCGGAGCUGAGGGUGGCGUCGCCGGCCGCGGCCGCAGCCGGCGGCGGUGGCGUGGCGUGCAAGAGCGCGUGCGAGGCGUUCGGGUCGGCGCAGUACUGCUGCAGCGGCGAGUACGGCAACCCCAACACGUGCCGGCCAUCGUCGUACUCCCAGUUCUUCAAGAGCGCGUGCCCGCGAGCGUACAGCUACGCUUACGACGACGCCACCUCGACCUUCACAUGCGCCGGCACCGCCACAACCUACACCAUCACGUUCUGCCCCAGCACGAGCAGCGUUAAGGCGGCCGGGCCGAACCCGCUAAUCAACGGCACCACGGUAAACGCCGGCGGCAACGAGAGCGCCGCCGCGGCGCCGCGGCCUCCGUCGCGCCUUGUGCUCGUCUGCGUCGCGGUGUUCGCGCUCGCGCGGGCUUUCUUAUGA